Messenger RNA from Nakaseomyces glabratus, 1158 nucleotides. RefSeq names its product tRNA-specific adenosine deaminase (gene TAD1). Gene Ontology annotation, biological process: tRNA wobble adenosine to inosine editing. Lineage: Eukaryota; Fungi; Ascomycota; Saccharomycetes; Saccharomycetales; Saccharomycetaceae. The record is from RefSeq and is a predicted model, not a curated record. Gene Ontology annotation, molecular function: tRNA-specific adenosine-37 deaminase activity; RNA binding.
AUGAGUUUCAGAGAUGAUUAUGGCACCAAAAUCACAGAGCUAGUUCUGUCAGAAUAUGAAAAGUUGUCUGCUAAGGGUAGACCAGUUACUCGAAGUAAUGGUGCUAAAGAAGGGACUAUAGUUGCUGCAGUGAUAGCCUCUGAUACAAGAACUGAUAAACAUAGUAUACUUACUAUAACCACCGGGGUAAAAUCUACUCCUAAUGAUGAAUUAGCAAGGAGUAAAGGCAAAAUUUUACAUGAUUGCCACGCAGAGAUAUUGGCCUUGCGUGGUUUCAAUAGAUUGCUAUUGGAACAUAUUAAGAGAAGCAUGGAAGGUAUAGAAUCAAACCUUAUCCACAAUACACCUAACGGCUUUGAGUGGAAUAAUGAACUUGAAUUAACAUUAUUCAUAUCAAAAUUACCGUGUGGGGAAUUGAGUAUGAGCUUAUUAGAGGAAAUGAAAUGUGAAGAUGAAAACUCAUUGACUUUUGAAGAAGAUGAUAAUCAGCAGUAUAUCACUCCAGAGAUUAAAACUAUUCUAAGAGGGAGAUGCAAUUUCAAUAAAAGAAACUAUGUGAGAACGAAACCGGGCCGUAUAGACUCAAAAGCAACAUACUCAAAGUCAUGUUCUGAUAAGUUAUAUAUACGGCAUAAAACUUCAGUACUGAAUUCUCUUACAAGCUAUAUGAUGCCAACUCCACUGUAUAUUAGUAAUUAUGUUAUCCCUAAUAUUAACUCCCAUCAAAUAGAGGAGAUGAAUCUCUAUUUUAAUCGUCCUAUGGAUCUUCACUCCUCGGCAAGGCGGCUAUACAUACAUACUUCCCACUACAAAUUUGGUGAUGAUCUCUCCCCGGAGACCCCGCCAUCAUCGAUGAGUGCACUUAAGAUAUUAUUUAAUGAUAAUGAUAUUCAAGAGGAACAAAUCCUAAAUGGGGUAAAGAAUGGUUACUAUACCAAGGCAUCAAAGCCGCUCAGGAAAAAUUGUGAAUCGAAAGUAAGUCGAUAUUCCCUGUGGUCACUUUUUAUAACAAUGCAUCGAGAGUUCAAGGAUCUAACGUAUCUUGAAUUCAAAAGGCGAUACUGUGCCGAGAGAGCAGAGCUUAUCAGAUCCAUCAAGAGUAGUUUAUCAAGUGAUGGAUGGCUAUCAACUGCGGAAGAUGAUUGCCAACUACCCUAA